This is a messenger RNA of Orussus abietinus, 3011 nucleotides long. It is a transcript of the gene nolo, whose product is annotated as ADAMTS-like protein 1. Gene Ontology annotation, molecular function: metalloendopeptidase activity. Gene Ontology annotation, cellular component: extracellular matrix. The record is from RefSeq and is a predicted model, not a curated record. NCBI's taxonomy places the organism in Eukaryota, Metazoa, Arthropoda, Insecta, Hymenoptera, Orussidae. Gene Ontology annotation, biological process: extracellular matrix organization.
CGCGAUUGGAGAAAAUUUCACCUCAGACGAGAAUCUCGAAAUGUCGGAGAGGAGAAAUCGCGAUAACAGGAUACAGCUGCAAGGAAAUUUCGGAGAGUGGUCCAAGUGGUCUCCAUGUACAAGAUCCUGCGAUGGAGGGAUUUCGAUGCAGCAAAGAAGAUGUCGAAGAAAAUCCUGCAAAGGAAGACCCUGGAAUGUCAGAUACAAAGUUUGCAAUACUCACCUCUGCCCCUCCCUCUCCCCGUCCCUUUCCCCUCCUCCUUGCGCCUCCCUCUCACUGUCCUCUCCCCCCUCCCUGUUUUCUUGGUCCCCCCACCACGAUGCCUCAAGACCAUGCGCGCGUAUCUGCCGCGGGCAGCCAAUCAGAGCGCAGCUCGACGAGGAAACAGCCAAUCAGGAGGGAGAUAUGGAAGAGGAGGAGGAGGAGAGGGGGGAAGUCGAAGUCGAGGAGAAAGUGGAAGAUGGGACGAGGUGUGGGGAAGGCGGAGGAGGAGUUUGUAUCGGAGGGGAGUGCUUGCCCGUCGGCUGCGAUCUGAGGAUCGGGGAAAAGCAAAUCGACCAAUGCGGAGUCUGCGGAGGAAACGGAUCGACUUGUCGAGAAGUCGAUAGACGAAUGGAAUGGCGAUUGGAGCCGAUCGACGAGUGCUCAAAAUCUUGCGGGGGUGGCAAACAACUCGCCGUCGCCGUUUGCACUUCCGUCAGUUCGACGGAAAUCGUCGACGAGUCGAGUUGCGAUCCCGACGAGAAACCAGAGAAGAAGAUGGUAGACUGCAAUGUGCAUUCUUGUUCCACCAAAUGGAUAGCGGAACAAUGGAGCGAGUGCAGCUCUUCUUGCGGGGGGGGAACAAGAACAAGAAACGUACUUUGUAUCGAGGAAGGCGGAAACGAAACUACUAACGAGCUGCCGGAGGACAUGUGCGACGUUUCACAUAAACCUAAAGAGAAGGAGAGCUGUAAUGCUGUAUCCUGUCCCAUGUGGGAGAUUGACGAAUGGAGUCACUGUAUGCCGUACGAUUCCCUCUGUUUCAUUCUUGUAUGGCCCCCUCCCAUUCUAUCCGGACCAUGUAUAUACGAGCGCGCUCGGCUCUCUGCUCAGUGUUCGGCGAGCUGCGGUCUCGGAUGGAGCACCAGACGCGUGGAGUGCAGAGAUGCGGAGGGGCAGCUAUCUUCGGACUGCGACGAGGCGGAUAGGCCCAGGGAGGAGAAGGAGUGCAGGGGGGACUGCGACACCGAUGGCGAAUCCAGUCAACCAGCUUUGCAGUCUUUCCCUCCACCGCCGAUACCGGAGAAAUUAAUAGACCAGCCAAUUCCCUCCGAAUCGACCUUCAUCCCCGAGGACUGGUCUCCCUGCAGCGCGACCUGCGGCGAAGGAGUUCGUCACCGGGAAGUACGCUGUAAAAUUUUUCUGGAAUUCUCCAGAACAGUCGCUGAACUUCCGGACCGACAAUGUUCAGGUCCAAAACCAGUAGAGACCGAGAAAUGCGAAAUUCAGCCCUGCGAGUUCCUGGAGAACGAAUUGUACAGAAUGGACGGCGGUUAUGAGGAGAACUUCAAGGAGAACUUGAAGGGCUACGAGGGAAGUGUUAGGGUUGCUGCCGGAAGUGGAGUGCAGACUACUUAUUCCUGGAAGGAGAUGGGGUACACUCAUUGCAGUGCUACUUGUCUGGGAGGAGUCCAGGACCUAAUUAUUACUUGUGUAAGGGACGAUACGGGGAAAGCUGUGAUGCCAUUGUUCUGCACUCAGGAAACAAAACCAGAAUCCCGAAUAAGGACUUGCAAUGAUCAUCCUUGUCCUCCCAGGUGGAACUAUAGCAAAUUCUCGGAGUGCAUGUCGCCCUGCGGAAUCGGCAUCCAGACUCGUGAUGUCAACUGCAUCCACGAGGUGACCAGAGGCGCCGCUAAUGCGGUGCCCGUGCCGAGCCACAUGUGCCCCCAGCCUCCGCCAGUGGACAGGCAAUAUUGUAAUGUCUGGGAUUGUCCGGUUAAGUGGAGGACCGGGGAAUGGAGCAAGUGCUCCCACACCUGCGGAGGAGGGACGAAGACUCGUUCCGUGAUCUGCGAGCAGGUCAUGGCGCAGGGGAGGGUGCAACCCCGUCCCCCUUCCUCCUGCCCACGUCAGAAACCGGCGGUUCACAAACCUUGCAACACGGCGCCAUGCCACUCCGUCGGCCCCGCCCCCCGGCCAAUCAUAACGCGGGAGAACGGCAGCUUCGACCAGGAGAACGUCAGGACGAAGGUCGACGUCAAGGUUGGGGGAGAGGCCAGGGUGUUCCAGGGGACGAGGGUCGUCAAAAUCAGAUGUCCCGUCAGGGGAUUCAACAGAUCGAGAAUUGUGUGGAUGAAAGAUGGAAAUGACCUCAAGAAAUCCAGACGACUCAAAAUCAACAAAAAGGGAGCUUUGAGGAUAUUCGAUGUCAAUUACUCCGACAGUGGAACUUAUACUUGCAUCGCUGGCCAGUCGCAGGCAGAUUUUCACCUGCGAGUGAAAAUUCCUCCCAGAGAGCAGAUGAGCAGCGAAGAAGUUCUUCGGUUUGGAAAUACAGUUCAACAUCAACAAAAUGUUAAUUUGGAGUCGAGUCAGAACUCGGAUGAGAGUCAACGAAUCAGCAGUGCAGCUGCGGCUCAUGUUCCCUUUUCAUUCGGAAGUGACGAUCUUAGUCACGAAGCUCGACCCGAAGGAUCGAUCCUGAAAAAGAGACCCAGGAAGACGAAACAGAAACCAAGUCCUCUUCCUCCGGAGUCGACAAUGGGAGGGGAAAAUUCUGUAACUUCGAUGCAUGAGCCGGGAUUUCAUGAAUCCGUCGAGUCGACUGCGACUUCUGGAGCUUCGAGACUUGCCCCUCACUUGAACAGACUAAUUUCUAACCUAAAAGAACUCUGGCCAUUUCAAAGUGAUUCUCAGUCUGCAAAAAACACAAAAAAAAUAACAUCUGCGUUAAGUUUAACAAAUGUUUCCGAGGUAAACAAUUCGAGAAGUGAAGAAGAUGAAAAUAUUCAAAAUGAAGAAAAUG